AAAAUGGAAAGAAAAGAGCCCGAUGAGAGAUGUACAGCGUAUAUUACUAUGUUGAUAAUAUACUCAUUAUUAGGAUUCCUUAUCCUCCUGGUCCAGGUCAGGUAUUUAGUGAAAUAUUUAAGAAUUUAUGGAAUUAAGCAUAAAUUGACAAGUCUUUUUAUGGGUUUCCUGACAUUAUCCAUCCUAUGUGAUAUUGCAUUUGGAGCGUCUCAAGCAUAUUUUAAAAGCUUUGAUGGGUGCACCAAAUACAAGAACUCUUGAUUAAAUUAUUGGUCAUAUUGGAUAAAUUUUUAUAUGUAUCUCAACACAAUUAUUGUGUUAUCUUUCACUUAUGUUUCGCAAAUACUGAAACUUCAGAAACGAAGAAGGAGGAAUAAGACUUAUCAGAUAAUUGUUUGGACAAUUAUGUUGACCAUUUUGGUAGCAUUGGCAAUAUCCUUCUUGAUCGGCGGUCUACAAACUUGUAAGAAAAAGGCUGAUAAUUCAACGAAGAUUACACCUUCAAUUCUUGUUCUUACCUGAUCUUAUAUGCUGACAGGUGGAAUCUUUGUAGUUCUUUUGUUUUGAUUUUAUAAAGCUCUACAAAAAUUAGAAACGGACACUGACGGAGUCAGAUUGAGCAGUAAGAUAAAAUGGAGAUUGGCUAUCAGCGCCAUAGUAAUUUUCAUUGCAUUUGAAAUCAGAGGUAGUAAUAUCAUUGUUAGGACUCAGUAUGACUUCUUUAAAGAGUGGAAACAAGACUCUCUAACACAUAACAAGCUUGGAUAUGCCAUUUAUAUUUUCUGUCAUUAUUUAUUUCUCAGCUCUGUUCCAACAAUGAUCCAAAUCUAUCUGAUAAAACUAAGUUUAUCCAUGACUCCAAGAAUUAGUGUGUGAUUGAUAGACAAUUACGGGCAAGAAGAUUUUUUUGUUUCAAAAGAUUUUGAAGCUUCUGAAAGUGUAAGUUUUCAAAAUUAUAAAACUAUUAUAGCUUCUGCUCAAUCCAAUUUAUUCUACAGAUUCCGGAUUACCCAGUUCCGAAACUUCUUAGAUAUUACACUUUAGACUAUUCUCAAUGGCGAAAAUUUAAUUAUGUUGAACCCAAAUUACAAUC
Messenger RNA from Moneuplotes crassus, 1093 nucleotides. NCBI's taxonomy places the organism in Eukaryota, Ciliophora, Spirotrichea, Euplotida, Euplotidae. The record is from the annotation of a GenBank genome assembly.